This is a messenger RNA of Gadus chalcogrammus (walleye pollock), 5032 nucleotides long. Its product is annotated as importin-13-like. Gene Ontology annotation, cellular component: nuclear membrane; cytoplasm. Lineage: Eukaryota; Metazoa; Chordata; Actinopteri; Gadiformes; Gadidae. The record is from RefSeq and is a predicted model, not a curated record. The coding region runs from base 119 to 3004 and encodes 961 amino acids. Gene Ontology annotation, biological process: protein import into nucleus. Gene Ontology annotation, molecular function: small GTPase binding. The transcript is spliced from 23 exons.
GAGCCAUCUGAUUGGCCAGAACCGACCAGGUCUCUGACGGCGCAGAGGCUGAACAUCGACCAAAGCUGGCAGCAUCGUCCCGUAUCGUCGCAGAAGAGAGCUCCGUGACUGCGGAGAUAUGGAGACUUCAGGGAGGAUCGCGUCCACACCGGACACCCUGGAAUUCACUGUAGAGAACGUGGAGAAGGCGCUCCACCAGUUAUACUACGACCCCAACAUAGAGAACAAAAACCUGGCACAGAAAUGGCUGAUGCAGGCCCAGGUCUCCCCGCAGGCCUGGCAGUUCUGCUGGGCCCUGCUCAGCCCGGAUAAGGUCCCUGAGAUCCAGUACUUUGGGGCAAGCGCCCUCCACACCAAGAUCUCCCGCUACUGGGGGGAUAUCCCCACUGACCAGUACGAGUCCCUGAAGAGCCAGCUGUUCUCCCAGAUCGCCUGCUUUUCUUCGGGUUCCAAGAUGGUGCUGACCCGGCUGUGCGUGGCGCUGGCCUCGCUGGCGCUCAACACCAUGCCGGAGGCGUGGCCGGGCGCCGUGGCCGAGAUGGUGCGGGUGUUCCAGGAGGAGGGCGGAGGGGUGGACGGGAGGGCGCGCUGCCUGGCGCUGCUGGAGCUGCUCACCGUGCUUCCCGAGGAGUUCCACACCAGCCGCCUGCCGCAGUACCGCAAGGGACAGGUGCGCGGUGCCCUGGGGCGUGAGUGGGGGUCUGUGUGCCCCCUGCUGCAGCAGCUCCUGCGCAGGGCCGACAGCCCGGGGGCGGUGAAGGCCCGUGUGCUGCGCUGCCUGUCGUCCUGGGUGAUGCUGGACGUGCCACUCAAUGAGAGCGAGAGUCUGGUGCACGACUGCUUCAGCGCGCUGCCCGACCCCGAACUCUUUGACACAGCAGUGGAGGCCAUUGUCAACGCCAUCUCCCAGCCAGACUCCCAAAGGUAUGUUAACACUCUACUGAAGCUGGUGCCGUUGGUGCUGGCCCUGCAGGAGCAGCUGAGGGAGGCAGUGCAGGGUGGAGACAUGGAGACCUGCCACGGCAUCUGCCGCAUCGUGGUCACCCUGGGAGAGAACCACUCCAGGACCCUGCUGGAACAGGUGGACCACUGGCAGAGCUUCCUGGCUCUAGUCAACAUGAUCAUGUUCUGUACGGGCAUUCCUGGCCACUACCCGGUUAAUGAGACCACCAGCUCUCUCACCCUCACCUUCUGGUACACCCUACAAGAUGAGAUUAUGUCGUUUGAGUCGGAGCGGCAGGCCGUGUACCUGCAGGUGUACCGGCCCGUCUACUUCCAGCUGGUGGACGUGUUGCUCCAUAAAGCCCAGUUCCCCUCCGACCAGGAGUACGCGUCCUGGUCCUCAGAUGAGAAGGAGCAGUUCAGGAUUUACAGAGUGGACAUCUCAGACACGCUCAUGUACGUGUAUGAGAUGCUCGGGGCGGAGCUUCUAAGUAACCUUUAUGAGAAGCUUGGAAGACUGUUGACCAACACAGAGCAGCCCACGUCGUGGCAGCAUACAGAAGCAUUGCUGUACGGCUUCCAGUCUAUAGCGGAGACGAUAGACGUAAACUACUCGGACGUCAUCCCGGGUCUAAUAGGGCUCAUUCCCAGAAUCAACAUCAACAACGUGCAGCUGGCCGACACAGUCAUGUUUACUAUAGGAGCGCUGGCAGAAUGGCUGGCAGACCACCCAGUCAUGCUCAGCAGCGUGCUGCCGCUGGUGCUGCAGGCCCUUGGGAACCCGGACCUCUCGGUCUCCUCCGUGUCCACGCUCAAGAAGAUCUGCAGAGAGUGUAAAUACGACCUGCCGCCCUACGCCAGCAAUAUUGUGGCCGUCUCCCAGGAGGUGCUUAUCAAGCAGAUCCACAAGACGAGUCAGUGUAUGUGGCUGAUGCAGGCCCUGGGCUUUCUGCUCUCUGCGCUCCCCGUGGAGGAGAUCCUGAGGAACCUGCACUCACUCAUCACCCCCUACAUACAGCAGCUGGAGAAGCUGGCCGACGAAACGCCCAACCCCUCCAAUAAGCUGGCCAUCAUCCACAUCCUGGGUCUGCUGUCCAACCUGUUCACCACCCUGGACAUCAGCAAGCAGGACGACGAGUCAGGGGAGGGAUCGGCGCCGCCGGUUAAAACCACGCCCCCUCCACCCGGACCCAACCCUGUGGUGGUGGUCUUGCAGCAGGUGUUCGCCCUCAUCCAGACGGUCCUCAGCCAGUGGCUAAAUGACUCCCAGGUGGUAGAGGCCGUGUGUGCUAUCUUUGAGAAGUCGGUGAAGACUCUUCUCCACGACUUUGCGCCGAUGGUGUCCCAGCUUAGUGAGAUGCUUGGUCAGAUGUACAGCACCAUACCUCAGGCUUCUGCUCUGGACCUCACACGACAGAUGGUUCAUAUCUUUGCCAGUCAGACGGACCACUUCCCACCCAUCAAGGCUCUGUUUGAGCUAGUUACCUCGGUAACACUCUCUAUCUUCCAACAAGGACCCAGGGAUCAUCCUGAUAUUGUUGAUUCAUUUAUGCAACUCCAAGCUCAGGCCCUCAAAAGGAAGCCAGAUCUGUUCUUGUCAGAGAGCCUUGAUGUGAAAGCGGUGUUCCACUGUGGAAUCCUGUCACUCAAAUUUCCGGAGGCUCCGACUGUCAAGUCGACAUGCUUGUUCUUUACGGAGUUGCUGCCCCACUGCUCUGAUGUGCCCCCGGUGGCCAGGGUGGUCCAGGAGGAUGGCAAGGUGUUGAUACAGGCUCUGCUGGAGGGAAUCGGGGGCGGGGUCUCUCGGAGCCUGAUGGACCAGUUUGCUGAGGUGCUCUUCAGUAUGAACAAGAACUGCUUCUCUCUGCUGACGCUCUGGCUGAAGGAAGCCCUGCAGCCACCUGGCUUCCCCUCAAUGCGGCUCACGCCUGAACAGAAAGAGACCUUCUCACAGCAGAUCCUCAGAGAGCGAGUGAACAAAAGGAGGGUGAAGGACAUCGUCAAAGAGUUCACCCUGGUGUGCAGGGGGCUCCACGGUACAGAGUACGCCGCAGAAUACUAAAACGGGACUCUUGAACUUUGACCUGAACGUCAACCGACCUCUGCCAUCGGUACAAAACAGCUGGAUGCCCCUGCUCCACCUCCAAAACAAAACCAGACACAAAGGGAAGAUGAUUUAUUGCAGAUUGUGUACCUAACCCUACACACGGACUUCACAGUCACCCAGAGGUGGAAACAUUCCAGGAAGCUGCUGUCGUCAGGCAGAGGAACAGAAAACUGUCCGAGCAACCGGCCAAUAUCUUUCUGCGUCCUGAUUUUUUAUUUUUUUUUGGUUUACUUUCGACACAGUUUCUUUCUCCUCUUUUCUCCCUCCUUAUGGCCUUUGAUUUAUUCAGUUCUUUCGGUGUGGACGCGCAUCCUUUCCAGUGCCCAACUUUUGCCAUUAUUUCUCCCCGACAUCUGUCCCCUGAUUUGCAUCACUAUCCAAAACAAAGUGGAUGUCUGUGCCGUGCAUAGCUAGUGAUUAUCAUAUUAGGGUUAAAACAGAGGCAUUAUAAUCAUGUCUUUGUAGAGAGUAUGGGGAGGUUAGCACUUCCGCUGGUCACAGGAGGAAAAGGAUGUGGCCCGAUCUGGGGUUGGGAUUCUGCAGACAAGCGCUUCUACCCAUGACUGUAUCCCACAACCCAUGCCCCUUGCUAUACUCUGCAUUUGCCAAAUCAAUGUGGAUUGUUUAGUGGACGAGAGUUUUACCUGCGUGGCACUUCUCUUGGUAGUUGCCUUUGUGGGAUGAGUUGGCACAUUGAACAUUAAAGACCACAAGACAGGCUCACAGGCAACAGCUGGUCGUCUGAUGCCAAACCCUAUAUGUAUACAGUAGAUGUGUGUGUGUGAGUGUGUGUAUCUAUAAUAUAUAUACAUGUAUAUAUAUUACAUAUACAUAUAUAUGUAGGGCUCGAACCUCAUGUACAUAUGUCACUCAGACUGUAGAUUCCCUGGGAUGUAGAAUGUUGAAUUUCUCAUGUAGCCCCUUAGGGAAUACAGGGGGUACUCGAUACUGGGAAGACUAGGUAGAACUACUACCAGACGGAAGGGGAGGGAUUGGGUGUUAGGGGGGUUGAUUAUUAGUCCCUGUGGCUGGACUGCAUAGUCACUGUAAUCGUGCAAAAAUAUUAAUCAAUUUGUGCAUAUUAACAGUUAUUACCGAAAGGCUUUCUGCGUGUUUGAGAGCGUGUCAUGUGUGCGUGCGUGUGCGUGUACAUAACUAUGCGUGAGCGGCUGUGUGCGCACAAGUAUGUGUGGGUUCCCCCCCGCCCCCCCACUCCCAUUGGACCUAAAUGUGCAUCCUCCUAGCCCUGGCAUUGAAGCCCUAUCCAUUGCUCCACGCCACGGUGUCACUUCAUUUCUUCCUAAGCACUCAUCGAUUCCUCACAAGCCAUUCAGUGGUCUCCCCCCCCCCCCCCUCCUCCUCAUUGAUGGGGAGGGGGAGGAGAAACAGCCUUGGAGAAGGGCAAGAAGGAAACAUCCAAACGAAACGCAGCCUUAGAAACAUCUGCAUCCACCAAACAUCUGCACUGUACAACAAAUUAGAAGCCCAUGUAUUUAUAUAUAAAUAAAUGUAUCGCUGUGAAGGCAAAUGGAGGACAGCUGCGGCAGUGCUAUCGGAGACCAGCGGCUACACAGCCAGUUCGAUCCGUCGGCAUUUCACUAAAUCAACACCAAAAUGUACUUUGUGGUCUCCAGAUAAUAUUAUCUCAGUCUAAUCCUUCUGUCUUAUCCGAGGUGCCUGCAAACAUGUAGCAUGUAUGUGUUUCGUGGGGGGGAGGGGGGGGGGGGGGAUUUGGUUGGGUCCUCUGGGACAAUAAAUACGUUGUGUAUGAAACGCAGAAGAUUCAAUGAUUAAUGGCUAGACAUCAUGGUGCAGCUCUUGUGUUAGCUGUUUUACAAGCCUGUUUAUAUCUGUGAUAGACUGUUGUGGUUAAACUGUUGAGAAGAGGAGGUCAAUUAGUGGAGGGGAGGUAUAAAAUGUACAUUGUUUUUUUUUGUACCUUGUUUUAAUUUAUUAAAUAUAUCUAAGACCGCACCACUUUCC